GGGCGGCGCCGGGGGCGGCCCGGUCAUGGCCUCCACGGGGCACCCGCACCCGCGCCCGCACGGGCCCGGCGAGGAGCUGGAGGAGGAGGCGGGGCUGGGCGAGGGUGACGCGGGGGACUCCGCCAUCGAGGACCCGGAACUGGAAGCUAUCAAGGCCCGGGUGCGAGAAAUGGAGGAGGAGGCUGAGAAGCUGAAAGAGCUGCAGAAUGAAGUGGAGAAGCAGAUGAACAUGAGCCCCCCACCGGGCAACGCUGGCCCGGUCAUCAUGUCUUUGGAGGAAAAAAUGGAGGCUGAUGCCCGGUCCAUAUACGUGGGCAAUGUAGAUUAUGGGGCAACUGCUGAAGAAUUAGAAGCCCAUUUCCAUGGCUGCGGCUCUGUCAACCGUGUCACCAUUCUGUGCGACAAGUACAGCGGGCACCCCAAGGGGUUUGCCUACAUCGAGUUCUCUGACAAGGAGUCUGUACGGACAUCAAUGGCGCUGGACGAAUCCCUGUUCAGAGGCAGACAGAUCAAGGUGAUCCCCAAAAGGACCAACCGCCCUGGCAUCAGCACAACAGACCGUGGCUUCCCCCGGACCCGGUACCGAGGCCGCGGCUCCGGCUACAGUAGCUCCCGGGCCCGGUUCUACAGCGGCUACAGCAGACCCCGCGGGCGCGCGUACAGGGGCCGGGCUAGAGCGACCUCAUGGUAUUCCCCUUACUAAAAAAAAAAAAAAAAAAAAAAAUAGAGGUGUUCUUUAGGAAGGACAGAAAAAAAAAAGGAAAAAAAAAAAAAGAAGAACGUGACAAUGAUGAAAAAAAAAUACUGUGGGGGGGGCACAGCUGUCUGCACUGAGCCAGGGCUGUGCUCAGGGGUCUGGGGCGGGGGGCAUGGCCGCCCGUGCGCUUCACUCCUCUGCCCUCCCUAGACACCCCCCUCUGUCUCUUGCCCCCUACUUCCCCACGGGCUGAGAAAUCGGGAGGGUAGCUCCCACUGCCUGCUGGGUGUUUUCCUUUCCCCCCCACCUCAGCGGCCUGCAUGUCUUGAUGCCUCCCCACCACACACGUCUUUCUCUUCCUGUUCUUCCAGUUCUCUGGGGGCCCCACAGAGUGUGUGGAGGGGUGGGGGCUGGGGGGAGAAGGGCCUGGCUGUCCCCUGACACCGGCUCUGUCGCUUCCCAUAUGUUCUUUCUUUAACCCUCUCCCUGCCAGCACAGGGAGGGUCUCGACUCCUUUCCCUCCUGUUUGUCAUUUGCUUUCCCCCCCUUCCCCCAGCCCCAUCAGGCUGGGUGGGACAGUGGCAUAUAGCCACCCCUCCCUCACUGACUUAUUCAUUCCCUUCCCUUUUCCCCUCAUGCCCUGACUGAAGAGGGUGGCACCUGCCCUGUGUCCUCCUAUGCUUUCCUUCCCCUCCUCCCCACCCUUUACUGCUGCAUUCCCUCUUUCCCUGGGGUGGGCUGUGUUACAUGCUGUAUUUGAGUGUCUUUAUCUUUGCAGGUGUCUUUAGCCUUGAAGGAAUCUUCAAGCGCCAGGAAGCUCUUGAGACCAGAUUAAAAUAUUUUUUUUGGAGGGGGGGGAGUAGGGCGGGAGUCUAUGGGAGAAGAAUAAUUUUGGGGGUGUUGCUUUUUUUUCCCCUCCCCCCUCCCUGACUUAUUUUUAUUUCCAGGCUGGGGGAGGGGAAGGGCUGGGGGGGGAAGAGGGAGGAAGAAUAUAGAAAUUAAAAAAAAAUGUUAAGAGGGCAGGAAAAAAAAAUAAAAGAUGUUUUUGGAAGAAA
Alligator mississippiensis (American alligator) is the source of this 1752-nucleotide messenger RNA. RefSeq names its product poly(A) binding protein nuclear 1 (gene PABPN1). NCBI's taxonomy places the organism in Eukaryota, Metazoa, Chordata, Crocodylia, Alligatoridae. The transcript is spliced from 7 exons. The record is from RefSeq and is a predicted model, not a curated record. Bases 26 to 703 code for a protein of 225 amino acids. Gene Ontology annotation, molecular function: RNA binding.